CAUCUCACCAUCACCAUCACCACCAAGCGAACGAGCUACCUGAGGACCGUCGGCGAGCGAGAGAGGGCGGCGGCCGGAGAGGGGGCGGCGAAGCCGAUUUCGGGAGAGAUGGCGUUCAUCCAGCGCGCGGUGAAGGUGCCGCCGAACUCGGCGUCGCUGGAGGAGGCGCGGCACCGCGUCUUCGACUUCUUCAGGCAGGCGUGCCGCUCCAUCCCCUCCGUCAUGGAGAUCUACAACCUCGACGACGUCGUCACCCCCGCCCAGCUCCGCUCCAGCAUCUCCCAGCAGAUCCGCAGGAACAAGGGCGUCUCCGACCCUAAGGUCAUUGAUAUGCUUCUCUUCAACGGGAUGGAGGAGCUGAACAACAUUACUGAGCACGCGAAGCAGCGCCACCACAUCAUCGGCCAGUAUGUGGUUGGACAUAAGGGUCUGGUGCAGGACCUGGACUCCAAGGACCAAGGGAGCUCUGAGUUCCUUAAGAAAUUCUACACCAGCAAUUACUAGAUCCCAAGGCAACAACACAAAUUUUCACAUUUCUGUAGCAGUGCCCUUUGACAUGUGUGCGCUCUUAAUAAAGACGCUGAGAAACCUACCCAGCCCAGCCCGAUUUGUUGUUACUGGAGGUUUGCUUUGUUCUGUUCCACCCUCUCGACUCAAAUUAUAUGCUGUUGCUAGUGAAAUUGCUUGUAACCUGGGGACUGCUCUACUUUCAGACCUGUUGUUCAGGAUCGGAUAGUAGCUUCUUAUAUAUUCUUAUAUGGCUUCUUUCCUGGGUUAGAA
Lolium perenne is the source of this 780-nucleotide messenger RNA. RefSeq names its product NADH dehydrogenase [ubiquinone] 1 alpha subcomplex subunit 6. The record is from RefSeq and is a predicted model, not a curated record. Gene Ontology annotation, biological process: response to oxidative stress. Lineage: Eukaryota; Viridiplantae; Streptophyta; Magnoliopsida; Poales; Poaceae. Gene Ontology annotation, cellular component: respiratory chain complex I.